This is a messenger RNA of Nezara viridula (southern green stink bug), 411 nucleotides long. The record is from the annotation of a GenBank genome assembly. Lineage: Eukaryota; Metazoa; Arthropoda; Insecta; Hemiptera; Pentatomidae.
AUGUCCCUCGUCACUUGGGACCUUUGGGCAUCCAUGCAACCGCCACUUCUGAAAGGAUCUCUUAAUGCCACAGGUAAACUGGAUACAAAAAGGCCAGAUGUCUUGACUUGGUGUGAUAAAGGUGGUGGGGUUGAUCUUGCUCAAUCCAAUGUAUCAACUGUUGGUUAUUAUGGAAAUGAUGGUGUUGAGUGUACAAAAUGUGGACGCCACUAUAAACUUAAAUCAUCAUUAAGAAAUCACCAAAAAUGGGAAUGUGGAAAAGAACCGCAAUUUAAAUGCCCUUAUUGUAACUACAGAGCAAAACAAAAAAUGCAUGUUGCUAGGCAUAUUGAACGGAUGCAUAGAGAAAAGUUGGACAUGCUUGAAUUACGCGAGCAAGCAUUAAAAAAAGGCAGUGAAAUACUUCCUUAG